Molecule: messenger RNA, 1462 nt
Organism: Hibiscus syriacus
Lineage: Eukaryota; Viridiplantae; Streptophyta; Magnoliopsida; Malvales; Malvaceae
Product: 3-ketoacyl-CoA synthase 19-like
Exons: 1
Coding region: 48-1448 (466 amino acids)
Biological process (GO): fatty acid biosynthetic process
Cellular component (GO): membrane
Molecular function (GO): acyltransferase activity, transferring groups other than amino-acyl groups
Source: RefSeq, a predicted model, not a curated record
AAUCUCCCAAAAAACUUAAAUUUUCUUUCUCAUUUCUCACUUCAUCAAUGGAUCUUUUCAUGGCGAUAUCUUUGUUAUCAUUUCUUUGCUUCAUCUUCUUCAUUUGUAAGCCAUUUUUACACAAGAGGAACCAGUGCUGUUACCUUAUAGGGUACGAGUGUUACAAAGCACCCGACGACAUGAAACUCGACACCGAAACCUGCGGGAAACUCAUUUUCAGGAACAAAAACCUGGGUUUAAACGAGUACAAGUUUCUGCUUCAAGCAAUGGUGAAUGCCGGCAUCGGUGAAGAAACAUACGGUCCAAGAAACGUCAUCGACGGCACCGAAGAAACCCCGAAGCUCUCCAAUUCGCUUUCGGAGAUCGACGAUAUUGUUUUUGGUACUCUCGAUAAACUCUUCGCUAACACUGGUGUUUCACCGUCAGAAAUCGAUGUCCUUGUGGUUACUAUCUCGAUGAUUUCUUCGGUUCCAUCGUUGCCGGCACGGGUUAUCAAUCGGUACAAGAUGAGGGAAGAUGUUAAAGUGUUUAAUCUAUCCGGAAUGGGGUGCAGUGCAAGUGUUAUUGCGGUUGAUCUCGUUCAUCAUUUGUUUAAAACAUACAUGAAUUCAUUUGCAGUCAUUGUUAGCUCGGAAUCUUUGAACCCUAAUUGGUAUUGCGGCAAAGAAAGAUCGAUGAUGCUCCCGAAUAUAUUGUUCCGGUUGGGGGGAUGUUCGUUGUUGUUGACGAACAAAACAUCGAUGAAACAUAAAGCUUUGAUGAAAUUGAAGCUCUCGGUUCGAUUCCACGGCGGAUCGAGCGACGAAGCCUAUGAAAGUUGCACCCGAAUCGAAGAUUCCGAGGGUUACUGUGGUUUUUUCCUUACUAAAACCUUGCCGAAAGCUGCCGCGAAAGCCGUAACGAUGAAUCUUCGGGUUCUAGUCCCGAAGAUGUUACCGCUACGUGAACUUUUUCGCUACGCGAUCGUCUCGUUCGUGUAUUCUAAAUAUAAUCACAAGGGGAAAUCCCCAACAUUGAACAUGAAAUCAGGAUUCCAACACUUUUGUGUACACCCCGGUGGAAGGGCGGUGAUCGAUGGAAUGGGACGGAGUUUGGGGCUAAACGAAUACGAUCUCGAACCGACUCGGAUGGCGCUUCAUCGGUUCGGGAACACAUCGGCGGCCGGGAUAUGGUACGUUUUGAGUUACAUGGAAGCUAAGAAAAGGCUUAAGAAAGGUGAUAGGGUUUUGAUGAUAAGUCUUGGAGCUGGUUUUAAAUGCAACAAUUGUGUGUGGGAAGUGAUGAAGGACGCCAUGGAUGAUGUUAAUGUGUGGGGAGAUUGUAUCAGUCGAUAUCCUCUGAAAUCUACGGCCAAUACUAAGUUCCUGGAGAAGUACAGAUGGAUCCAUGAAUCCGACCCGACUCUGAGCAAGAAAUUCGAGAAAAUCGAAAAUCGAUUCGAAUCUUAAUAUUUAUUUUCAGU